AUGAGCAAUCAAUCUCAAACCACCUCUGAAACUCCCGCUGAGAACAUCCUCUGCAAGAUGGGCUGUGGCUUCUUUGGCAAUAACGCUACUGGAGACUGCUGUUCAAAAUGUUGGCGAAGCUUGCAAAAGAACAAGGAUGGCAACCUUGCCGCUCCUGUCUGUGCUCCGGUCGCCGCUCCCCAACCAAUCGCCCCCAUUCCGGAGGAGGAAGAACCCACUCCAAUGGACGUUGACAUUUGUCCGCCCGCAGUUGAAGCACCCGCGGAGGUCAAGCCAGCUCCCGCCGCCACAACACCCAAGAAGAAAAAGAAGAAGGCUAGCUACAAGAACAUGAUGAAGGGGAUGAUGAUGAGCAAUUCACCACAGAAGGACAUUGAACAAGAGAAGGAGUCGUUGCGAAAAGUUACAGGUGGAGGAACUUUCUCCAAGAUUGAAAAGAUCUGA
Messenger RNA from Seminavis robusta, 444 nucleotides. Lineage: Eukaryota; Bacillariophyta; Bacillariophyceae; Naviculales; Naviculaceae. The record is from the annotation of a GenBank genome assembly.